Molecule: messenger RNA, 2164 nt
Organism: Salvelinus namaycush (lake trout)
Lineage: Eukaryota; Metazoa; Chordata; Actinopteri; Salmoniformes; Salmonidae
Exons: 10
Coding region: 158-1366 (402 amino acids)
Biological process (GO): cytokine-mediated signaling pathway; immunoglobulin mediated immune response
Cellular component (GO): external side of plasma membrane
Molecular function (GO): cytokine receptor activity; protein binding
Source: RefSeq, a predicted model, not a curated record
GAGUGGCUGCUGUAGUUUCCUGUGUGUCAGACUUCCAGUAAUGAUCACUUUUAACCCCCCAUGCCAUCACAGUGUGUGUCAACACGCUUUCUUCUGACACUUAACGGCAUCAAGACCAAACCAAGGAGUAUAUUCAGCGAAACACAAGCGGUUUGCAAUGGUGCAAUGUCUGGUGUUCACACUGCUCUGGAUCUGUGCUGUGGCACUGCAUGCCCUUGGGAGUACAGAGAGAGUAUCUCAAACGACUGAGCCAAGUGUCUCUAUGACAGCACCGACGGCUGAGACAGUUACUUUAGGACCAAUUGAGACCCAAAGCCCUGAUACACACACACACCAGAGCCUAGAAGAAGAACAAAAACCACUUCCCUCAGAACCCUGUCAGGAUGACGAGUUGGAUAAGAGGGUGUACCAGAGGGAUUCUGAUGGUGUUAUGCAGCUGGUUCAGGGAGAGGACUACAAAAACACUUGCAACCUAGCAGACAGUGAACAGGCCCACUGUCUUAUCUACCCUACCAAUCAACUCAACUGCUCCUGGAAUUUCCAUGGUCUCCCUAACGACAGCCAAUCCUAUGCCUCCGUCUUUGUGUUUAAGAAAACUGAGGGAAUCUCCAGUGUGGACUGUGUCACUGAGGCCAUAGGAGGCCAAGGAGCCCAGGGAGGGACUGGUAAGGCUGACCGUGUGGUUGGACAUGUGUCUGCUGGGUGCCAAGGCAGUGUGGACAACAGCGCCACCUGUGUGAUCCUGACUUUAAACGUGUCAUGCUCUGACGUGUGGAGCAUCUACACCCAUAAAUACCAGACCAAUGAUAUUGAUGUGCUAUGCCCGCCCCCCAACAUCAACCCAUCCUGGGUCAGAGAGGGGGUUCUGCUGGUGAAGUGGGGUCUCCCGUCCAGCCGGUUACGCAGCAACACCAGCUGUUUCCACUACCAGCUACAGAUCAAUGACCAGGUGAGGGAAUUUAAGGGUGGACUGACAUACAAUGAGACCAACGCAGACCCCACACAUUCACACGAUGUGAAGAUGAGGGUGAAGAAGAGUAAUAGCUGCAGAGGAUCUCAACACUGGAGCAGCUGGAGCAACACCACCAAGGUGGCCCCGUUUGAAUCUCCCAAUCAGCUGAACUCUCUGGUGGUCAUUGGCAUCGCUCUGGGAAUACCCAUGGUCCUCCUGUCUCUGCUGCUGCUGAUUCGACUCCAGAGGGAACGUCUGUUUCCCCACAUCCCUGGUCCCCCACUGAAGAUUAAACACCUCUUGGAGAGAGACGACCAGUUUCAGUUUGUCCCUCAGGCCCUGCAGUCCAAAUUUGUUGAGGAGAUCACAGUGGUGGAGGAAGCUAAGGAAACACCUGUGAAUUUGGCCAGUUAAACAAGAUGGCCUGUUUAAAGCCCAAUCAUCAUAAACUGUGUAAGAGCCGAUCUGUAAGGAGGAUCCCCUUAGCAGAUGCAGUCAUUACCAUUUGUUAAUACCUAUCCAAUCCUUUCAAGAGUGGAUGCUACUUAUUGACAUGCAUUGUUCUUACAUGCUUAAUAGUGUCUACUCAAUGAAUUGUUCUAAUGUGCUCAGCUUCCACCAGUGUUGUAGUACUCGAGACCAAGACCAGUCCAGUCUCGAGACCACAUAUUGGUCUUGUCUUGGUGUCAGCUACAUUCGUACUCGGUCUUGACUCGGUCUCGGACAGUGAGGACUCGUAAUUUCUUCCCUAGACCAGCGGAGUAAAAAAACUCAAACAUAUACACUCCUUUCUUGAAACAUUAUCUUACAACCUUUAUCUUUUAUAGACAUGUUUACGUAGUGGUGAACCUAUAGGACUUCAGUGUGUGACAGGUUCGUGAUUCUGAAAGGACAGCAACCGUAAUACCAGAGACUCAUGUAGGAGGGUGCACUUUUAGUAAAACACAAAGGGACAGUGGUGUAGUGGAGUAUACGCAGGUAUAAACCGUAUACUCAUUUUUUUCAGUGGGCAUUGCCUAUACUCACUUAAUCCCUAUUGAUGCGUAUAAAAGUAGUGUAGUGGAGGCAGUGGCGACCCGUCAUUAAGGGCAGUUUUUGAGUCCCACCUGUUUAGCAGGGGUGUGCCUGUUUUGCAUGUUAUUUUGUCAUUAAUAUGUGUCACAUAUCAGUUUGAAAAAAAUGAUUGAGUUAAUAAAGCUUCAUACAAACAUG